Messenger RNA from Branchiostoma floridae (Florida lancelet), 4700 nucleotides. Its product is annotated as regulator of telomere elongation helicase 1-like. The transcript is spliced from 33 exons. Gene Ontology annotation, biological process: regulation of double-strand break repair via homologous recombination; DNA replication; negative regulation of DNA recombination. Gene Ontology annotation, cellular component: nucleus. NCBI's taxonomy places the organism in Eukaryota, Metazoa, Chordata, Leptocardii, Amphioxiformes, Branchiostomatidae. Bases 484 to 4035 code for a protein of 1183 amino acids. Gene Ontology annotation, molecular function: DNA binding; DNA helicase activity; ATP binding. The record is from RefSeq and is a predicted model, not a curated record.
GGAUCUUUAGCUGAGAAAGAAGGAAGUUUUGCAUCAAAGAAGAAACUUCCACUUUAUAGAUAGGGGUUGAUGUUUCAAUUAAUUUAUUGUUGAGAGUAGAGUAGAGUUAAAUAUCAGAAUUGAAUGAUGAAGGGCACUUUAGCGGCAAAUAAACUAAGAUAUUAUGUUAUCUUGAAUAUCUAUGUUUGUGCUUAGUUGCCUUUUGGCGGUUAUGAAAAUAUUACUUCUACCCUUUCAACAAGCAAGAUGGACUUGCCUUCUCCUCAGCUGAUCCAACAUGGCGGCAAAAUGAAAAUGUUGGGGUGCGACAUAGAAUCUUGUUGAGUUGUAUGACACACCGGCCUGCCCUACAGACUCUGCUCGGUUUGCUGAGUUUGCUAGAUCACUAAGGCACAACACAGUUCUCGGUAAUUCUGUAGUUUUGCAACGCUAUUGCCAGAGGAAGAAGAGAGGAAGAGAGAAAAAGACUGGAGAAGCAAAACCAUGGUGUUCUUGAAGGUCCGUGGUGUGGACGUGGAGUUCCCCUUCGAGCCCUACGCUUGCCAGCGGUCGUACAUGGAGAAAGUCAUCCAGUGUCUGCAGGAGGGCACCAAUGGAGUUUUGGAGAGUCCCACAGGAACGGGCAAGACCCUGUGCCUCCUCUGUGCUACCCUUGCCUGGCGUUCAGCAUAUGUGGCCAAAAUGCAGUUUGAAGGACUGAAGCAACAAUUUACAAAAGAUGAGGAUGGACAGUCUACAUAUGGGGAACUGCUGGCCAACCAGUUAGGAGGGGCAGCUGGCUGGGGAAACACUGAGCAAGCUGCUGGUCCCUUUAUGGAGAUACCAAAGAUAAUCUAUGCCUCCCGCACCCACUCUCAACUGUCACAGGCAGUGGCUGAACUGAAGAAUACUUCCUACAGCAACCUGAAAGUUUGCAUUCUUGGGUCCAGAGAGCAACUGUGUAUACAUCCUGAGGUACAGGAACAGACUAACAACUCCACAAAGGUUCACAUGUGCAAGGCAAAGACGUCUUCUCGACUCUGUACCUUUUACAACAACUUGGAUGAAAAGAAAAGUGAGAAAGAGUUCACAGAGGCUCCUCUGGACAUUGAAGACCUGGUCAAAGUAGGCAAAAAACACAAGGUCUGCCCCUAUUUCAUGGCGCGGGAGCUGAAGUCAUCUGCUGACAUCAUAUUCAUGCCUUACAACUACCUACUGGACCCAAAGUCACGGAAGGCACACAGCGUGGAUCUUAAGAGUCACAUUGUAGUGUUUGAUGAGGCCCACAACUUGGAGAAAAUGUGUGAGGAGUCAUCCUCUUUCGACCUGACAUCAUAUGACCUGGCAUCCUGUGUGGAGGAGCUGGACAACCUCCACAAGUCUGUGGCUGAGAUCGAAGUGCUGAACGAAAAGUUUCACACAGAAUCCUCAACACCACCUGACUUCAGUGCUACUGAGCUGAUCAAGUUGAAGAGUAUGCUGCUAGAAUUGGAAAAGAAAAUUGACUCUCUUCCAUUACCAGCCAAUGGAACAGGGCUAACCAGACCAGGAAGUUUCAUCUAUGAGCUGUUUGCUGAACUCCAGAUCACCUUUGACACAGCACCCAUCUUGCUAGAAGUUCUUGACAAAGUAGUUGCCUAUGCCACCACCAACACCGGCACCAGUGUAGUGUUUGGAAACAAAGCUGCUGGAGUUUCCAAGUUGGGCGAUGUGCUCAAGAUUGCUUUCAGUCAUGAUUCCUCAGCCUCUCAAAAGGGGAGCAAUCUAGCCAACCUGAUGGCCAAGUAUUACAAGGUUUACGUAAAGACAGAGGAAGGUUUCCAGAAAAAGUCCAAGGCUAAUGCUGACCCCUGGGCAACAACAUCCUCCUCCAAGCCCAAGAAGCAGGGCCGCACACUGAGCUACUGGUGCUUCAGCCCAGGCCAUGCCAUGCAGGACCUGGCCAACCAUGGUGUUCGCUCAAUCAUCCUCACCAGUGGAACCCUGUCUCCUCUAGAAUCCUUCACAGCAGAGAUGCACAUUGACUUCCCGGUACAUCUGGAAAAUCCUCAUGUUAUCGAGCGUCACCAGGUGUGGCUCGGCAUGGUUACCAAAGGUCCAGAUGGUGUCAGGCUCAACUCUUCCUAUGAAAACAGGAAUUCUACUGAUUACAUCAACUCCUUGGGCAAUGCAAUAGUGAACUUUGCCAGGAUUGUACCCAACGGUUUGCUGGUAUUUUUCCCAUCUUACCCUGUGAUGAACAAAUGUCUGGAGGUCUGGCAGGAUUCAGGGGUAUCUAAUAGAAUCAGCCAGUACAAGACAAUGGUGGUGGAGCCCAGGGGGAAGACACAGUUUGUAGAGGCAAUGGAGCAGUUCUAUGAGAAGAUCAAUGAUCCCACCUUAAAUGGAGCAGCUUUCUUUGCUGUGUGUAGGGGCAAGGUGAGUGAGGGGCUGGACUUUGCAGACAUCAAUGGCCGUGCAGUGGUCAUCACAGGACUGCCCUUCCCGCCCAGGAUGGACCCCAAGGUCAUGCUCAAGAUGAGCUUCCUGGACGAAGGGAAGACCGCCUCCAAGGGCUUGACAGGUCGUCAGUGGUACAGACAGCAGGCCUCCAGGGCUGUGAAUCAGGCCAUCGGCAGAGUCAUCAGACACAGGCAGGACUAUGGUGCCAUCCUCCUGUGUGACCAUCGAUUCACCUAUGCAGAUGCCCGAGCUCAACUGCCUUCUUGGGUUCGUCCCUAUGCCACCACUUACAACACCUUUGGUCAGGCAAUCAAGGACCUCAUCAGUUUCUUCAAAACUGCAGACAGAACACUACCUCAACCUGUAGCCAAGAACAAGACCAGUGUUCCAGUCAUGACUGCCAGCUUCCAGCCCAGCCGCAGCCACGUCAUGACAGGUGCUGCAGGCUCCAGCUGCAGGAACAGCUGUCAGGAGGCUCGCAGGAUCGACUCACAUGUGCCCAGUCUGAGGCGUAGCCCAGAACCAAAGUCCUUUGCCCAUCUGAAAGUUGGAUAUGAAACAUAUGGACCAGUUAAACAAGCCCAGAGACCUGUGUCCAGCACAGGACUGUUUGAUGCACUACAGGAAGUGGAGGACAGGAAAGAAGAAGAUGGUGAAGAUGAGGCGUGGACAGACUUUCUCACCAGUCAGGACUCUAGUUCAUCAGGACGACCUGUGGCCAAGCCGGUGAUGAGGAAAAGAAUUAAGAUUGUAAAGUGGGAGGACAGAGGCAAACAUAAUAUAGAGCCACAGAAGGCACAGCCAAGUGACAAACCAGUCAAGAAACCCAUGCUGAUGUCUGCUGAGAAGUACCUGGCUGAGGUUCGACGUGUUCUCAGUAUAGAGAAGUUCAAGCUCUUCCAAAAGAUGUUAGGAGACUACAAAAAGACAGAUGAUUUCAAUGCCAUGGUGACUAAUCUGGCUGACCUUCUGACAGAAGAUGAUUCUACAAUCCAUCUCUUCAGGGAAUUCUACAAGUUUGUGCGACCACAUCACAAGAAACAGUUUGAUCAGACCUGUAAGGACAUAACUGGACAAGGCUGUGGUUACAAACCUGAGCACAGUGUGUCCAGGAAGUGUCUACAAGAACACAAGGACUCGGCACAUGUCACCAAGAAGAGAAGGUUGAACACAGGAGGUGCAGAGAGCAGCACUGCAGGCAUGUCUGCUUCUGGUGGGACAUCUCAACUGGACAGCACUACUCAUCUCAAUAAAGGUGGCAAGCAUCUUGGAAGCAGCUCUGCCCAAAGUGCACCAACUUCUCUGUCCAGUUGGCUACAAGGUGGAAAUACUAGCAAAACCUCAGCAUCAGCACCCAGUGGGACUCAGGAAAACAGUGCAAUAUCUCAGUCUGGAGGAGCUUCAGCUGCUGUGUCCUCCGCGACUUGUAGAAAAGAAGUUUCCAAUGAAAAGCAGAGAAACUUUGACCUGACAGGGAGCUACAAUGACUUACGGAAUGGUCUACAAGUCACAGACUCGGGACUGUCCAAUAGUGCCAGUAGUGAGAUGGGAGGAUUGUUGGAUGAGGAGGAGAGGAGGAUGAAUGCUCUGUUUGAUGAGGAGGAUGCAGAAUGAGAAGUCCCUUAAAGUUUGCAUCUGUCUGUCUCGCAAAUGGUCAUUGCUGACAUUGAUGCCAUAUCUAAACGAGUGUAUCACACCUUUUUAGAUGGGCUGACAAGAGGCAAACAUGCAUAGAUAUUAAAGCAACCAAAAAUGGCUAAUCCUAGUCCUAAUCCUCUAUAGUCUAUACCAUGCAACACCAUGGCAAUAGCAUGUUUAGCAAUAUGGCAUUGACUGUUUCAAAUGGCGUUAUGACCAUUUGCUAGACAGAAAUUUGCACUCCCUCUAUGUCUAUGUGCUACGAGAUAUUCAGGAUUAAAGACACAGACACUUUUUAUAUAUUUGCUAUAGUCGAUAUAGAUCUUGUCAUUCCUACUAUGCAAGCUAUUGUCUGGGAUACAUAGAUACACCAAUUAUACUUUUACAUUAACAUUUACAAGACAAAAACAGGCCUCAUCUAGACAUUUACAUAGAAAGUUAUUAAUAUUCUGAUAUAUCUAUAUUUUGCUUUAGAUUUAUUAGAAUUAUAUCACAUUGUUGAGAUGAAAAGAAAUAGGUAACAUUUACACCUUUCUGAGGUCAUAAUUUGCAGCCCUUAUGCCUUCCCAAACUAGAUUCUACUUGACAUUAACUAAUGAAGUGUAAUGCAAUGAUUUUUUCUGAAAAUAAAUAAACUUUCA